Molecule: messenger RNA, 297 nt
Organism: Tuber aestivum (summer truffle)
Lineage: Eukaryota; Fungi; Ascomycota; Pezizomycetes; Pezizales; Tuberaceae
Source: the annotation of a GenBank genome assembly
UGUACAAUAGACAAGGGUGUUACAGGAGAUACUACUAUUGGAGAAGGAACAAAACUAGAUAACCAGGUACAUGUUGGGCAUGAUACUGUAAUUGGUAAAAAAUGCUUAAUAGCGUCGCAAACUGGUAUUGCAGGUUGUGUUAUUAUCGAAGAUGAAGUUACUAUUUGGGGACAGGUUGGUACGACAAGCGGUAUCACGAUAGGAGCGAAGGCUGUUAUUAUGGGACAAACCGGAGUUACUAAAUCAGUCGAAGGGGGAAAAUCGUAUUUUGGUACUCCAAUCGAAGAAUCAAGAGAA